UAACUAACCCUUUGUCAACCUGCAGGUCAAGCAGGCCCAAGCGACCCUGAAAUUAUUCUGUGUAAAAAUGAUUAAUUAGGGCAAAAUUGAUUUGUGAUUCUUUAACUAAUUUAUGAACCAUUUUGAUCCCAUAUGCAUAGAUUGCUGAUGAAUUAGAACGAGUGAAUGAGAAAUUGAGAAUGGAGAAGAACAAGUACAGCAUCAUAGUCCCAACCUAUAACGAACGCCUCAACAUUGCCCUCCUCGUCUACCUCAUCUUCAAGCAUCUCCGGGACGUUGACUUUGAGAUAAUCAUCGUUGACGAUGGAAGCCCUGAUGGUACUCAGCAGGUUGUCGAGCAAUUGCAGCAACUCUAUGGUGAAGAUCGGAUUCUGUUGAGAGCUAGAGCUAAGAAGCUUGGAUUAGGAACGGCUUACAUUCAUGGUUUGAAGCAUGCGUCUGGGAAUUUUGUCGUGAUCAUGGACGCGGAUUUAUCACACCAUGUAAGUAUUAGUAUGUCUUUAGGAUGUUCAUGAUUAUUGUUCAAGAUU
Prunus mume (Japanese apricot) is the source of this 530-nucleotide messenger RNA. NCBI's taxonomy places the organism in Eukaryota, Viridiplantae, Streptophyta, Magnoliopsida, Rosales, Rosaceae. The record is from RefSeq and is a predicted model, not a curated record.